Molecule: messenger RNA, 2674 nt
Organism: Alosa alosa (allis shad)
Lineage: Eukaryota; Metazoa; Chordata; Actinopteri; Clupeiformes; Clupeidae
Gene: vps45
Product: vacuolar protein sorting 45 homolog
Biological process (GO): intracellular protein transport; vesicle-mediated transport
Cellular component (GO): Golgi membrane
Source: RefSeq, a predicted model, not a curated record
UGAAAGAAAACACUCCAACGUAGCUGUGCCUCAGCUGAUUCUUGUCAAUAAUACAUUGGAUCGCUGAAGAAUUAGACUGAAUAUAAAGCUUCUCAUUCACCCCCUCCUGGCUUGUGGGAUCUUGGGUGGUCUUUCAAGUUUAAAGAAAGCUCAGAAUCUACUUGUUCGAAAAUGAACGUCACCCUCGCUGUCAAACAGUAUGUCUCAAAAAUGAUUGAGAGCAGCGGGCCAGGCAUGAAGGUCCUGCUAAUGGAUAAGGAGACGACCAGCAUCGUCAGUGUGGUGUACACACAGUCAGAGAUCUUGCAGAAGGAGGUCUAUCUUUUUGAACGCAUUGAUUCACAGAAUCGAGACAGCAUGAAGCACCUCAAGGCAAUUUGCUUCCUUCGACCAACCAAGGAGAAUGUGGAACAUCUGAUUCAAGAACUGCGUCGGCCAAAAUACAGUGUCUACUUCAUCUACUUCAGUAACGUCAUCAGUAAGAGCGAGGUAAAAGCCCUUGCGGAGGCCGAUGAACAGGAAGUGGUGGCAGAGAUGCAGGAGUUUUAUGGGGACUUCAUUGCUGUGAACCCACACGUGUUCUCUCUUAACCUCACUGGAGUAGCCAGAGGUCGCAGCUGGGAGCCUAGUCUGCUCACUCGUACCACCCAGGGACUGACCUCAGUGUUGUUGGCCCUGAAGAAAUGCCCCAUGAUCCGCUACCAGCUCUCCUCAGACAUGGCCAAGAGGCUUGCAGAGUCUGUCAAGCAAAUUAUUACCAAGGAGUACGAGCUGUUUGACUUCAGAAAGACAGAAGUCCCUCCACUUCUGCUCAUCCUGGACCGGAGCGAUGAUGCCAUCACCCCUCUCCUCAACCAGUGGACAUAUCAGGCCAUGGUGCAUGAGCUUCUGGGCUUGAACAACAACCGCAUAGACCUAUCCAGAGUACCAGGCAUCAGCAAAGACCUGCGAGAGGUUGUGCUCUCGGCGGAAAAUGAUGAGUUCUAUGCUAAUAAUUUGUACUUGAACUUUGGUGAGAUCGGAACCAACAUAAAGAACCUGAUGGAGGACUUCCAGAAGAAGAAGCCCAAAGGCCAGCAGAAGCUGGAGUCCAUCACCGACAUGAAGGCCUUCGUAGAGAACUACCCUCAGUUUAAGAAGAUGUCGGGCACCGUGUCCAAGCACGUGACGGUGGUGGGGGAGCUGUCGCGGCUGGUGAGCGACCGCUGCCUGAUGGAGGUGUCCGAGGUGGAGCAGGAGCUGGCCUGCCAGAAUGACCACAGCAACGCUCAACAGAUGGUCGCGGCUGCUGCACUUUCCAGCGGGCGUGAUGCGAUCUGGAUCUUGAUGCGGCUGGUCAUGCUCGCCCUAAGCUCACGAGGAAAGCACAGCAACAGCAUCCUGCCUACGCUGAUGGGCGACCUGCAGCAAAGGGGUGCAGACAACACCGCCAAGAUGGUUCAGUCCAUGGUGGAGUACGGAGGCAAGCGAGUGAGAGGAACUGACCUCAUCACCCCCACAGAUGCUGUAGCCAUCACUAAGCAGUUCUUCAAAGGGCUCAAGGGAGUUGAGAAUGUGUACACUCAGCACCAGCCCUUGCUGCAUGACACUCUGGACCAGCUGAUUAAAGGUCGCCUGAAGGACAGCCAGUUCCCCUACCUGGGGCCCAGCUCUCUCAGGGACAGACCACAGGACAUCAUCGUAUUCGUCAUCGGUGGAGCCACUUACGAGGAGGCCCUGACCGUUUAUAACCUGAACCGCACCAUGCCUGGCGUCCGCAUCGUGCUGGGAGGCACCACCAUCCACAACACCACCAGCUUCAUGGAGGAGGUGAGGUCGACAACCAGUGGUGGACAAGGUGGACACUCGCAAGGAAUGGGUCGUCCUCCGAACCGACGUUGAGACACACACACACACACACACACACACACACACACACACACACACACACACACACACACACACACACACAUUCAUUUGAGAGCAUAAUCCUUUCACUCUUAGACAUUCCUCUCAGACAUGGGCACUCUGAUAUGUACUUCUAGGUAUGAACUUCUGCUCAAACUCAAUACUCCUCCAACAUUGCCUGAAAAUGUCUUAUAUUAGUUUGAGUCAAGUGAAAUGGACCCUCCUCCAUUUUAAAAAACCUGAAACAUAACAAAGUAAUCCAACUAUCCACCACCAUAUCACUUUUACUGUUACUGUUCAAGUACUUUCCCCUGCUCCACCACUCACAUCAUGAAGAUUUUCAUCUCAAAACAAACACUGCUGUCGUUAUGAUACUAACUUAAAGGCAAAUCUGACGCUUUCACAAGGUCAUGGCAGAUAAGGCAGAGGCUGCCCUUUAUGACAUGGCUUAGACUGCCCUUUAUGACAUGGCUUAGACUGCUUUCAUUUUUUAUUUAUUUCUUUUGUCUUUUAUCAGUACAAAAAGCAUGCAAAUGACCAGUGAUUCUCAUGCUAGUCCGCGGAAGGAGGCCAUCUUAACUGGAUAAUGGAUGCACUACAGUUGAUCUAAUUGGAGUCCAUUUUAAACAACUCCUGCAGUUUGGGCCCCAUGUACAUUUUUUUGUUUUCCUCUUGAGGAUGUGUGUACAUUUCUGUGUAUACAUUUUUAUUAAUGCCUUUGUACAGUUGACCAUGCGGUGAUGUUAAAAAUUCUCUUGCAGGAAAUAAAUCCCUUGACUACUGUGAA